This is a messenger RNA of Saimiri boliviensis boliviensis (Bolivian squirrel monkey), 1412 nucleotides long. It is a transcript of the gene SLC25A2, whose product is annotated as solute carrier family 25 member 2. The record is from RefSeq and is a predicted model, not a curated record. Gene Ontology annotation, biological process: mitochondrial L-ornithine transmembrane transport. Lineage: Eukaryota; Metazoa; Chordata; Mammalia; Primates; Cebidae. Gene Ontology annotation, cellular component: mitochondrion. Gene Ontology annotation, molecular function: L-ornithine transmembrane transporter activity.
GAGCGUGGGGUUAAGCGGCCUCCGCCAUACUGGGGUGAGAGCCUAGAACAGGAGGCAGGGCUCCCCCACCCCCAAACCCCAAACCCAAUCCCCACACUCGCUGCAGUGGGACGUGAAAAGCCCGUCCCAUGCUCUGGGGAGUUAGUCGCCUUCCACUGGGACCCUCAGACGAGUGAGCGAACAUGAAGUCCAGUCCUGGCAUCCAAGCCGCCAUCGACCUCACAGCGGGGGCCGCCGGCGGGACAGCGUGUGUGCUGACCGGGCAGCCCUUCGACACAAUAAAAGUGAAGAUGCAGACGUUUCCCGACAUGUACAAGGGCUUCACCGACUGCUUCCUGAAGACGUACACCCAAGUAGGUCUCCGGGGCUUCUACAGGGGCACUGGCCCGGCGCUGAUGGCCUACGUCGCCGAAAACUCGGUCCUCUUCAUGUGCUACGGGUUCUGCCAGCAGUUUGUUAGGAAAAUGGCUGGACUGGACAAGCAGGCAAAGCUGAGUGAUCUACAGACUGCGACCGCGGGGUCCUUUGCCUCUGCAUUUGCCGCAUUGGCUCUCUGCCCCACUGAGCUUGUGAAGUGCCGGCUACAGACCAUGCAUGAAAUGGAGAUGUCAGGGAAGAUAGCAAAAAGCCAUAAUACAAUUUGGUCUGUCGUGAAGAGCAUCCUUAAAAAGGAUGGCCCCUGGGGCUUCUACCACGGACUCUCCAGUACUCUACUUCAAGAAGUACCGGGUUACUUCUUCUUCUUUGGUGGCUAUGAACUGAGCCGAUCCUUUUUUGCAUCAGGGAGAUCAAAAGAUGAACUAGGCCCUGUCCAUUUGAUGUUAAGUGGUGGAGUUGCUGGAAUUUCUCUCUGGCUUGUCGUGUUCCCAGUGGAUUGUAUUAAAUCCAGAAUUCAAGUUCUUUCUAUGUAUGGAAAACAGGCAGGAUUUAUUGGUACCCUCUUAAGUAUUGUGACAAAUGAAGGAAUAGCAGCCUUAUAUUCUGGACUGAAAGCAACUAUGCUUCGAGCAGUCCCUGCAAAUGGGGCGCUGUUUGUGGUCUAUGAAUACAGCAGGAAGAUGAUGAUGAACCAGUUGGAAGCAGACUGAAGUGUCUUGGUGAACCCGGACCCGAGUCCAUGAGUCUGAGGUCUACAGUUCAUCACAGGGUUCAACAGAGUAAAAGACCAAGGCGAAUUCUGACUUCAUGGGAAUUUUGGUUUUAUCUUUCCUUCUUCUACCCUAAACCUUAACUUUAUGGAAGGGCCUCUAUUUUACAUCAUAUAAUUUCUGCCCAUAAUUGUAUUGAAAUAGAAAAGUUGCUGCUCUUGUCUUUGCUGGGAUGUACAGGGUGGACUGGUUGGCCCUAUGUACCUAAUCUGGAAAACUAAGUAUCAUUCUGUCGGGGCCUUUGCAUAAAUCGGUUUGUGUGUC